Anoplopoma fimbria (sablefish) is the source of this 4385-nucleotide messenger RNA. RefSeq names its product xeroderma pigmentosum, complementation group C (gene xpc). NCBI's taxonomy places the organism in Eukaryota, Metazoa, Chordata, Actinopteri, Perciformes, Anoplopomatidae. Gene Ontology annotation, biological process: nucleotide-excision repair; mismatch repair. Gene Ontology annotation, molecular function: single-stranded DNA binding; damaged DNA binding. The record is from RefSeq and is a predicted model, not a curated record. Gene Ontology annotation, cellular component: nucleus; cytoplasm; nucleotide-excision repair factor 2 complex.
AACCGGAGUGCCGUUUCCCGACUUAUGAAAGCUGCAGAUGGACAUGUCUCAUAACUGCUGCUUCCUGCAGAUCGAGUAGUUGUAACACAGAACACUUUGAGUGACAGAAAGGGAUUUUUACUGAUGCAAGUUUGAGAAAGGAGAGAGAGAGAGAGAAAGAGAAAGAGAAAGCAUGGCAAAGAGGAGAGGCUGUGCAGAGAGAGAGGCCGAUACAAAGAAGCAGCUGCUGAAGCCAAAGAGAGCCGGAGCAGCAGCGAGGAGGAGGAGGAGGAAGAAGGAGGAAGAUGCAGAGGAAGAAGAGAAGCUCAAGAGGAAGGUCAAACCCAAACCACGAGCCCCCUCAAAACGAGCGCCAGUGAACACCUCUUCCACCACUUCUAAAACUGCAACUGCUGUCAAAGCCAGUAAAUACUUCCAGUCGCCAGUGAGGGAGACUGACAGUGAAGAUGAUUUUGACAUGGUGACCUCAGAAGCACCUGCGGUUAAAGUGAACGCCAAGGAAACCAAAAAGGAAGAGGAGCAGGAGGAGGACAGUGAGGAAGACGAGGAUGAUUGGGAGGAAGUGGAAGAGCUUUCUGAGCCGCUGGGUCCAGUUGAACCACCAGAACCCGUCCUGCCCUCCCAGCCGGUUGAGAUAGAGAUCGAGACUCCAGAAGUCAGGAAAAAGCAAAAGAGGCAGGCAGAGUUUGAGACUUACAUGAGGCGGAUGGUGAACCGGUUGAAGAAGGACGUGCUGAUAGACACACACAAGGUCCACCUGUUGUGCCUGAUAGCCAGCGGGAUGUUCCGCGGCCGUCUGUGCUGUGAACCGGACUUGCUGGCCAUCACUCUGUCGCUGCUGCCCAAUCACUUCAGCUCCGUCGCCAAGGAACGCAUCGACCAGAACUACCUCUCUGGACUGCUCAAAUGGUUUAGAUCAACGUUCACCCUAAACUCCAGUCUUCCCUGUGAGGAGCGUCCGGACCCCCGCGCUCUGCUGGAGAGGCGGCUGGCCAGCCUGUCUGGCAGAAACCACCAGGAGAUUACUCAUCUGUUCCUGUUGGUCAUGAGGUCUCUGCAGCUCUCCUGCCGAUUGGUUCUUUCUCUGCAGCCGAUUCCUCUCAAACCCCCAUCAGCCAAGGGCAAAGGGGCUGGGGCAUCUACUGGUUCUCCAGGAAAGACCAACACAAAAAAGAAAACCUCCAAGACCACCUCCCCUGAGCAGAAGGUCUCACCUGGCACCAAGAGACCGGCUGAAGGGGGGAAGAUCACGGGAGGCCGAGGAGGAAAGAAAGCGAAGACGAAAGAAAUAAAGGAAGAGUAUGACGAGGAAAAGAAGGUGACUAAAUCUUCGGGAGGGCAGAGGCCAAAGAACUCAAAACGUCGCAGCAUCGCCUCUAAGGUCAGCUACAAGGAAGAAAGUGACAGCGAACGGGAAAAGGAGGAAGAGGGGCUUAGCGAAGAGGAGGAAUUUCAGGCGACCAGUGAGGAAGACAGUGAGGAUUCAGAGGGAGGAAGAAGGGGAGAAAAGACGAAGAAGGGGAUAAGAAAAAGCAAAGUGACAAACAGCAAGAACAUUGCAGCUCCGAAGGGAAGGAGUGGUGGAGGGGAAAAACAGAUCAAAGACGAGGAGAGCAAAGAGUGUGAGGAAGAGGGGGAAGAUGAUGAGGAAGAAGGAACCAUGCCUAACCGAACAAAGGGAAGGAGUGGGAGAAAGAUUAAGGGGCCUGGAGCGGACGAGUGGUUGGAGGUGUAUCUGGUGAAAACUUCAUCCUGGGUUUGCGUAGACGUGGAGCACGGCGUCGGGAUGCCUCACCUCUGCUCCCAGAGCGCAACGGCGCCGAUUACGUACGUGGUGUCGGUGGACGGAGAUGGCUUCUUGAAGGACUUGGGAAGGAAGUACGACCCCACCUGGUUGACAUCUUCCAGGAAGAGGCGGGUGGAUGAAGAUUGGUGGGAAGAGACGCUUGAGCCGUUCCUCCGGCCUGAGGAUGAGAGGGACAAAAGGGAGGAUAAGGAGCUCCAGAACAAACUGCUGAACAAACCCCUGCCCAUCUCGAUAGCGGAGUAUAAGAACCACCCGCUGUACGCCUUAAAGAGACACCUGCUGAAAUAUGAGGCUGUCUACCCGUCAACGGCCACCAUGCUGGGAUACUGCAGGGGAGAGCCGGUGUACUCCAGGGAUUGUGUUCACACGCUACACUCCAAAGACACUUGGUUGAAAGAGGCGCGGACUGUCAGACUAGGAGAGGAACCGUAUAAGAUGGUGAGGGGCUUCUCUAAUCGUUCCCGCAAAGCCAGGAUGGCAUCUGAGCAGAAGGAUCCGAAUGACCUGGCUCUGUUUGGAGAAUGGCAGACUGAAGAGUACCAGCCGCCUAUAGCUGUGGAUGGGAAGGUUCCCCGUAACGACUUUGGUAACGUCUACCUGUUUAAGCCCUGUAUGUUACCGGUGGGCUGUGUUCACCUCAAGCUGCCCAACCUGAACCGCGUGGCCAGGAAGCUGAACAUGGACGCCACCCCUGCGGUCACAGGCUUCGACUUCCAUGGAGGAUACUCACAUGCUGUGACUGAAGGUUACAUUGUGUGUGAGGAGCAUGAAGAGAUUCUCAGAGCGGCCUGGGUGGAAGAACAAGACAUUCAGAGACAGAAGGAGAAAGAGAAAAAAGAAAAGAGAGUGAUCUCCAACUGGACUCUGCUGGUGAAGGGGCUCCUGAUCAAAGAAAGACUUAAACAGCGCUACGGACAGAAGAACCAGGGACUGGUGAGCCUCGAGGAGACUGGCGGGCUUUCUUCAGAUGAGGAGGCGGUUGAGGGUGAAAGUCCUUCAGCUAAGACAGCGGCUGAGACUCUGGCCAUGUCCUGGCCCCAGAACAGACAGGCAGAGGAGGACGGAGGCAGCAUCAGCGGACUGAAGAAGAAUACCACAAAACGAGAAAAGACAGGACAAGAGAAACAUUUGUUCCCCUUUGAGAAAGCCUGAUGUCGGAGAGCGAAAAAAACACACUUAGGUUUAGUUAAAUCAAGGCUGAUUACUCUCUGCUCUCAAAUGUGUACUUGACUGACUGCUCCUAAUAUUUACUUUAGAAGACGGUCACAUUCCUUGAAAGCAGGAUAAGUGUGCCACAGGCGUUACACAGUUUGAAAUCAAUUUUUAACAGUCUUCCUUGGAACCUUGGUUGUAACAUUAUAAGAAGGUGAGGAAAGAGAGGAGGAAGAAGGAGAGUAUGUUUUGGUAGUGAACUGAUCUGCAGGUUAAUCUGUUUCUUCCAUGCAUUAAACCUGCUCUUUCUCCACCUUCUCUGUGCAUACUCCCAUGAGCUCAUGUACUCUGUUGUCCACUUUUUAUAUGAGAGCUUAGUAUUAACACAUCACAUGCCAAGAUGCCAGGGAGAAAAAACACUUGGUAAGAAGAGUGUUACCAGGUUGCUUUGGAAAGAACAAACUCAACAUGAAUGUGAGAACAGGUGUCUUUACAAUUCCAGAUGCGUGUUUGACAUUGGGAUAAAGAUGCACUGCCCUUUAUUUACCCAGACUGCUGUGAUACAUUCAGCCCCCUAGCAAGUAUUCAGUGCAUCAGAACUUGAUCAGUAAAGGGCUGGUUUUAGCCCGGGGGACAUGGUUUCCAUUUCAGUUCAGCACACACAACGGUAUGUACAGCUCAUGCCAACUUGAAUUAAUGGCUUGUGUGGCAAGUAAACACAAACAAACCAGUGAACAAACAAUUCAGGCUAAUAAACUAUAAACUAUGGGAAAUGUUUAUUUCUACUUUUAGUGGAUCCACAGCCUGCUACUGAUUAAUUGAAUGUAAUUUCAUAUUAGCAUGUUUCCCCUGGACGACCAGCUGGACCACAGCCGUUGUUACUGACUUGACUGUACCUCAUGUAGCCUGACUCAAUGAAAACAGACACUUGUACUGUUUGUGUCAAGUGAAAACUUUGUAUCUGCAGGUUGUCACGUUUUCAGGAACAAAUAGCUCUGCUACAGUGCAUUUUUGAGUUGAUGUAACUAUUUUGGGUUGUUGGAUCCACUUAUCUGACAGACAGAAGCCGAGUGGACCAUGUAACCCAACACUUGAGGUUUAAUCAUUUCAGUUAGGAAGUUGUAAAAUUAUUUCUUAGCUCACACACUGCCUGUCUUGGUUUCUCACAUAUACUUUACUUCCUCUUUUUCUCUCUUUCCCUGUUGGGCUGCUACGUCUCUGGGGUUCACUAGUUUCCUGCUGUAUUCUGAACCAGCCCUCACAUUCAGCCUCUUACUCAUCUCUUUCACACUUUUGUCACUGUUUCCGACUUUGUGUCUGUGUAGGUGUUCUGUACCCAGCAGGUGAUGGCUGUAUUUAAAAUGGUAAACACUUUUGUGUGUGCAAAGUAUUUUUCUAAGAUAUAAUAAUACCAGAUAGAAGCAAA